Molecule: messenger RNA, 3200 nt
Organism: Pseudophryne corroboree (corroboree frog)
Lineage: Eukaryota; Metazoa; Chordata; Amphibia; Anura; Myobatrachidae
Gene: TBX6
Product: T-box transcription factor 6
Exons: 8
Coding region: 748-2310 (520 amino acids)
Biological process (GO): cell fate specification; positive regulation of DNA-templated transcription; regulation of transcription by RNA polymerase II
Cellular component (GO): nucleus
Molecular function (GO): RNA polymerase II cis-regulatory region sequence-specific DNA binding; DNA-binding transcription factor activity, RNA polymerase II-specific
Source: RefSeq, a predicted model, not a curated record
ACCUAAUGUGUAGAAAGCUGGAACAUGUCUGUCUGAUAGAGUGCUAGCCCGUAGUGGCUCUCUGGUACAUGCAGUGCAGCCGGAGACGCACAGGCAGGCGUUAUAAUGGCAAGCACAGAAUUAUGCCUGUAUAUUAAUACAUUGUCUUGUGUAACUUUACAGAACAUGAGCAAAGUUUAUCCUGCAAACAUAUGUUCUCUCCAUAUUCCAGAAAUAAUAAUGGAAAGCAGAGUGGAAGCUUGCGAGCAGGGCCCUCCUACCUCUAGGUCUGUUCUUCCAAUUGUAAAGCGCAACGGAAUUUGCUGCGCUAUAUAAGAAACUGUUAAUAAAUAAAUGUCGCAAAUAUAUAGCAGGUUCCUAUGAGCUUAUGGAUGCAGAUCAUUUGUAUGACGCGUCCAUUACACAGGGACUUGUCCUCUUAUCACCCAUUCCCGGCCCCCCUCCUGUUUCCCCAUCUCCACUCCCUGAAUACUGCAUUUCCUGACAACUGGUCAAACUGAGGCUCGGAGUGGCCAUAAAGACCCUUUAAUAAAGUUUAAUUCAGUCCUAAUGUGUGAAGAGACCUCCCCCAGCUCUUCCCUCUCACCUAGCAGGAGGGUCUUACAUCAAAAGGUAUAGGAUGGGCUUUAAGGAUCACUCAAUGUGCUGCCCUCAUACUAGCUGCUGCCAGUUGGGAAGGGUCUGGGUUAUCUUAGAUCGUGUUGGCCUGGGACCCUCUAGCAGUUGAUGGUGUGACACUGCAGAGCCAUGUAUCAUUCUGAUAUAUUCCAACAAUAUGGACCAUCGUACACGGUGAGACCACCACACGCCCUGCCGCCCACCUACCCUGCAGCCAGUGGGCACCAUGAGGCCUACAGAUACUCAGAAUUGGACGUUGCCCCCAGUCAGAGGUAUGAUGGCCUGUUUACAACGCUCGAUCCUUCCCAGAGGAUCCUGGGAGCAGCCCCCCUCACACCUCUCUCAUUGCCUCCCGGUCCAGCUCUGGGGUUUGGCCAGCCGCAAUCCAUGUGUGAAGCACCUCGACUUCCCGGGAACGUCAAGAUGACGCUGGAGAACAAGGAUCUGUGGAAACAAUUCCACGCCAUAGGCACAGAAAUGAUCAUCACUAAAUCCGGGAGGAGGAUGUUCCCUCAGUGUAAGAUCAGCGUGACUGGGCUGGAGCCGGACGGGAAGUAUGUCCUCCUAGCUGACAUCCUACCAGUGGACAACUCCCGCUACAAGUGGCAGGAAGACCACUGGGAGCCCAGUGGGAGAGCAGAGCCGCGGCUGCCCGAGAGAGUUUACAUCCACCCGGAUUCUCCCGCCCCUGGAUCCCACUGGAUGAAGCAGCCAAUUUCCUUCCACAAGAUCAAGCUCACCAACAACACCCUGGACCAGUUGGGACAUAUCAUCCUGCACUCCAUGCACCGAUACCAGCCGCGAUUCCACAUCGUUCGAGCCCAGGAUGUGUUCAGCCGAAGAUGGGGGGGCUGCUCGUCCUUCACCUUCCCCGAGACCAUGUUCCUUACUGUCACAGCCUACCAGAAUGAGAAGAUAACGCAGCUCAAGAUCCAGACAAACCCAUUUGCAAAAGGUUUUCGGGAGGACGGGCUGAAGAAUAAGAGAGAUCGCCCCAUGCGGGUGAAGAGGAAACUGAUCAAUGUAGAAGAGGAAGAAGAGACCUUUACUCCACCGGAAUGUAAGAGACCCCUGUAUUCAGGACCCUGUGAUUCCACUCUGGAUCUAGGAGGAGGUCUGGGUAUCCCAUUACCCAGCCCGGAUUGUUCUUUCCAUCCCAUAACACCCCCAGACCCAACGCCACCCUCCUCUGAAGCCACUGACCCACCCACUCUGCCGAUGACAGCAAAUCAGGACCAGGGGGAUACCAUAGAGAUGAACCCCCAAACUACAGAGACUUACCUGCAGCCUGAGAGCCAGCCCUACCCUGAGCUACAAUCCUCCAGAGAGGACGCAAUGUACACUUGCAGUGCACCCGAACCAGCUGUUUCGCAGGGCCCGGGGCCCCGUCGUCCACCCACGCUACAGCGCUUCCCACCACCAUUUCAGGUGCCCCACGAAGCCACUCAGCUCUAUGACAGCCAAGCAGACUACAGGCUUUACAGCCAGGACCUAGGCUGUGCGGGCAAUUAUGGCCCAGGAUCCUGCGCCCUCACCCCGUCUGGCCGCGAGGAGGAAGGGGGUGGCCGAGGUUACCCCAAGAACUCAGACAUCCGCUUUCAACACUUUCUCUCCAAUUCCGGGCCCAAGCUGGGGUUGCCAUUUUCCGGUGCUCAGCUGCAACGUCUCUACACAGGGGGAGGCUGGAUGUGAGAGCGACGCUCUGCAGAGACUGCGCCUAGGGAGCCCUGACCGGGACCUAGCGGAAGAGAACUCCUCCUAGAUCAGCGAUUAUAGUCUGCACGCAGCGGGUGUGAGCUGAGUGUGCAGCGAUUGGACACACCAUGGGAGCCGAACAAUGACUCUGCCAACCGUUGUGCCACAGCGCGAUCCCCUUCACCCUUUCCAUGUGUGUACACCGCAGCUGCCUGGCCUGUUGGCGCUGGGCAGAGUCUGUUUUGAUUGCUAGCUUAGCUGUGCCUAAGACACAGACAAUAUUGAACUCAAUCUGACAGAGCUGGGGGUGGGGAGCUUGUGUUUGAAAGUUAUGUUACGUAUUAUCGCACAUUUUCAGCCAAUGUGGAGGUGGUGGCUGUAUAAAUCUUACAGCAGUCAUGGGAAUUGCUAGAACCCAGUAACAGAAGGACUGAAUAGCACAAAGAGGGUAACUGCAAUACUUGGUGUAAAGCGUCAGUACAAGACCCGCCGUCACCACAUUGGUGGGAACGAAGAAUUCCAAGGGACUGGUUUUAUUUUCCUGCCCAUAGCCACCAUCUAUAUUACUGGCUGUAAUUAGCAGCCGCCCAAGAGAACAUUUUCCGGGUGCGAGAUGAGGACACACAGAGAAGGGCAAAAUCCAGCUCUGCCAUCAACCUUUGUGUUAUUCACCCUGUCUUUGCAUUAAACUGUUUGAUGUGUGUGUUUCUAUGCGUGUGCACGUACACUAUAUAGGUCUGCUGCAUUCUUGGAAGAAAGCGACAAGUCUUGAAAGCAGCGGUCCUUACAGUGGGGUACACAAGGAUUUAUCUGUCUGGUGGAAACAGAACUCUGGCAAUGUAUGGGAACAGAUGACAAUCAUCCAUUUGCUCCCAAACACUGGAAAC